AUGAAUAAAGGCGUUGUUUUGGUGAUGGCCAUAUUCAGUGGAACAAGUGGCCAAAGGCAGUUUUAUAAUUGUUAUCUGUCGGGUGAUGCCACUGGCCAUUCUAGCUGGUGCGGUGACAAUGUCAAAGACGAAGUAGACAUAACUGAUCCACAAGCUGUUAUGGAAGGUGCCAUGAAAUUCGCGGAAAAACAAAAUAAACUGCUUUGGGAUCCUAUGACAUGGACUGUAACGCCGAUGUCACCAGCACCGUCACCCCCUAUGCCAGCGGGAGAAAUACCGCUUUCUUUCGCUCCAUUGUUCCCAUCGCCUGCCCUGUCACAUCCGAACGGCACUGUGGAAGAACGUACCGUAUCUGCAUUCAGUCCAAUAUCACCAGGUCAACUUGUAAGUUCAGGCUCAUUUCCAGGCGUAGUAGCAUCGUCAGCACCCGGCCCCUUAUUUUCCGCACCAGUUGUCCUUAACACAAACCAAAUUUUAGCCCCAUCACCGAUAAUUCUGAAAGGAUUACAAAAAACGCCGUCAUUUGCAGUAAGGAAUGCAAAAGAUGAUAGCAUGCAGACACCGUCAGCAUCACCGUUGGCGCCUCUUUCUGUUCAGAAAAUUCAGCUCACACCAGACAUAUCCAGUACGUUAUCAGAAGGUUCAAACAUACAUCAUGGUGAUUUAGCUGCAGUCGCAGUAACAAAACUUCCUGUUACUGAUCAAAAUUUGCUGCCAGUUUUUGGAAACAGUCGACUAGCUAUACCAAAAACUUCAAGAGGCGCUGCAGUUCAGCAAGCUACGAACCAUACGCAAAAAUUAACCAUGACGACAGGCAGAAGAGCUUACAAGAUUAACAGAUUCUCCAGAUUUCCUAAAUUAUUCGGAAAAAUUUUGCCAACUUCCAUUUUUAAAAGCAGAAAUGCGACAACCGAACUGCUCAGCGACUUGAAGAAGCGAAAUCACUUUUACGGUAGAAUGCUGUUACCAGCAUCGCAUUCCGAGAAACCUGUGGAAAAUUCUGUUAACAUUACUGUUCGACGGUUUUUGACACCAACGCGACUCACGCUGAAUCGCUCACCGGCAGCCUUCACAUCCCGUGAAGGGCCCAACGAAACGGACGAACACAAACAGCAGCUUGCCAGCAGUGGAAUGAAGGCUCAAAAGUGA
Molecule: messenger RNA, 1149 nt
Organism: Gongylonema pulchrum
Lineage: Eukaryota; Metazoa; Nematoda; Chromadorea; Rhabditida; Gongylonematidae
Source: the annotation of a GenBank genome assembly